This is a messenger RNA of Anoplopoma fimbria (sablefish), 7449 nucleotides long. Its product is annotated as chromatin remodeling regulator CECR2. The transcript is spliced from 19 exons. Gene Ontology annotation, cellular component: CERF complex. The coding region runs from base 178 to 5097 and encodes 1639 amino acids. Gene Ontology annotation, molecular function: protein binding. Lineage: Eukaryota; Metazoa; Chordata; Actinopteri; Perciformes; Anoplopomatidae. The record is from RefSeq and is a predicted model, not a curated record. Gene Ontology annotation, biological process: chromatin remodeling.
CGGAGGCUCUGAUUGAAACAGAUUGUAACGCUCUUCGGGUCGCAAUGGCAACUGCACGACAAGGACGACGCCAGCAAGUUUUGUCGUAGUUGUAAUGUUACGGAGACUCAACAAGACGCUGAAGAAACUACCUGCUAAUGUGAACAACACACGUGACGACGUAUCUCAAGUCCGACAAUGUCCCGGGGAUGUACAGUUUCUGUGGAGGAGCUCCGGUCCUGGUGGGAAGUCCCCGCCAUAGCGCACUUCUGCUCGCUGUUCAGGACCGCGUUCAACCUCCCAGACUUUGAAAUAGAGGAGCUGGAGAAAGCCCUGUCAGAGCAGGACUUGGACUUCCUCACGGACCUCAUUGCUUGUCUUUUGCAAGGCUGCUACCAGCGCAAUGACAUCACCCCCCAGGCGUUUAGCAGUUACCUCGACGACAUCAUCAGCUACCGGUGGGAGCUGGAAGAAGGGAAGCCCAACCCACUUCGAGAGGGUCCCUUCGAGAAUCUCCCUCCUCGCACACAGGUGGAACUACUGCACCGGCUGUGUGACUACCGUCUGGAUGCUGCUGAUGUCUUUGACCUGCUCAAGGGACUGGAUGCAGACAGCCUGAGAGUGGAACCGCUGGGGCAGGAUGGAAAUGGAGCCCUCUACUGGUACUUUUAUGGCACUCGGAUGUACAAAGAAGAGCCAGUCAAGAGGAAAGCAGAGAAAAUCAGUGAAACCACUGAGCUGACAUUUCCAGAGAGAAAGAAAAGGGGAAGACCACCAAAGAAGAUGAAACUAGAAGAACCUCAGCUAUGUGAGCUGGAGAGUGAAGUGACAGAACUGAAGACAGAAAAUGAACUGGAAGAUCUCCGCCCUAGCACAGGCCUUAAGCGAGGCGCUUGGUCACUUGUGUGUGAUACGGAGGAGCAAUGGGUGAGUCUGGUAGAGAGCAUCAAGGACAAACCCUCCCCACAGGACCGCCACCUCUACCGUGUCAUCAGUCAGAACUUCUUGCCUGAGAUCAGCAGCAUGAUUGAGCACAAGGAGCGGGAGCAGAAACAGAAGCUACUGGAUCCAACCCCAGUUCGCACAUCACAACGGUUCUCUGAAAAACACUUUUACCAAGAGGACGAGGACAAUCUGAAGGCCAUAUCGGAGGAAGAGGAGAAGAGGAAAGAUGAAGAGCUGGACAGGCAGGUCCUGCUGGCCGAGCAACGACAAGAAGAGGAAAGGCUUCAGCAGGAGGAACAACAGAGAGAAAAGAUGGAGAAGAUCAAAGCUGUGGAGGAGCGAGCAAAGAGACGGAAGAUGCGAGAGGAAAAGGCCUGGUUACUGUCUCAAGGAAAAGACCUGCCACCGGAACUCUUGAAUUUGGAACCGUCUUCUCCUGUCCACAGAACACGCAGGAAUAAAGCAUUCUAUGAAAUUGAUGACGACUACACUGCUCUAUACAAAGUGCUUGAGGUCUUGAAAGCCCAAAAAGAUGCUUGGCCUUUCUUGGAGCCUGUGGAUGAUUCUUACGCCCCCAAUUACCAUGAGAUCAUCCAGACACCCAUGGACCUGUCCACCAUUGAAAAGAAGCUCAAUGAUGGGGAGUACGUUGCUAAGGAGGAGUUUGUUGCUGACGUGAAGCUCAUGUUUGAGAACUGCAUUGAGUACAAUGGAGAAGACAGUGAGUACAGCAUCAUGGCAGAGUCUCUUGAACGGUGUUUUAGCCGGGCCUUAUUAAAACACUUUCCAUCGGAGGAUUGCGACACAGAUGAGGAAUUCCACAUCAACAGUGAAGACAAGGAGCGCAAGGACAAGAAGCGCAGCCGUGGCAGCAGUAAACAUUUGGGACCUGAAAGUCUGAUCAGAGCCACUGAGCAAGUCCAACGUAAGAGAAAUUCCCAAGGGGGCAAGGGCAGCUCGCAUUCAGAGGAAGAGGACAGCAAAGCAACACGUCCACCUCCUCCCCUCCACUGGGCCAAUGGCCCCCCUCACCACUACAGUCUGCCUCCCAGCCAGCAGCACAUUCAUCAAAGAGACAUCAGGGGCAUGUACCACCCAGGGCAACAGCUUCUUCGCCCACCUGGUCCUCAUGGCCCACACAUGUAUGGCCAAAGAAUGGCCAUGGAUCCCCGCUUCUCUUAUCCAGCUCACAUUCCCAGGCACGGAGACCCCAGUUUGAACCGCUUGCCCCACAACUUUAACAUGCAGCAUCGCAUGGUUGAGGGACGUCACAUGGGUCCUAGGUAUCCCAUGGUCACAGAUCCUAACCAGCAGCAGCCUCCACACCAGCAGCAGCACCCUUACAUGGGUCCGACUCAUGGCCCGUCUCUGGGCCCACGUCCGUUGGGCCUCCAGCCCGGCCCUCCUCCUGAAGCCAGCAUGUAUCCAUCCCACCACCGUCCAGAGGGACACACCAUGCACUCUUUGGGCAACAGAUUCCUAGGGCCAGAAGGACCACCUCAGCACAACUACCCAGGCAUGAGGCCUCCCGGUAUGGGCCUAUCUAACAUGUGGACUGGUAUGAAUCACCAGGAGAGACCCAAUGGGAUGCGAAUGCAAGAUCCCAACAUGUUGAACCAGCGCAACUUUAGUUACGGCGGAGUCCCCCCUCCAGUGGGGCAUAAACCAUGGCCAGAAGCUGCUGGAUACCCCCACCCUUCUCCCAAUGCCCAGUAUCAAAUGUCUGCAGCGGUCAGCUCCCCGGGGCCCAUGCCGUCACGCCCCCCUGUUCCCCACCCAGACUCCUCUGGCAGGACACGCUUGGCUUCCAUGCUGGAAAGCCCAGAGAUGCUGGCCCUGCAGCAGCUGUCAGCCUCUUCAAGACCCCCUGCUGGUAACCCUCAUCCACACAUGGGCAACUUUCAGCAGCAUGGGCCCCCAUCAGGAAUUGGCAGCAUCCCAGCUCACCCCUCUCAGCAGCCUCCCCCUGCGCCUGAGGUUCAGCUGCUGCGUCCUGCUAGAGACAAUGGGCCAGACAGCCAGCCUUCUCAACAGACAGACAUGCUGCCCAAAGACUUCACGUCAGAGAACAAAAUGGAUGCCAACAUUUCGGAUGAAGCUUCAUCACACAAAAUCACGGUUUUAAUUAACCAAGAGCACCCAUCCAUUCGUAGCCCCACAGAACACCCCCCUGGGCCAUCAGAGGGAAUUCAGAGCCCCCCAGCCUCUAACUCGGGCAGAUUAAAGGAGAAUCCCUCCGGACCAGGGCUCUCACAGAGUUUAACAGAGAGCCACAAGCAGGAGGUAGAUGGCCAAAGACAAUCGGCCAGCCACUGUCUCAUUCAACACACAAGUGCCACUACUGUUUCAUCCCAUAUCAACUCAAGUAACAACAGCUCCACUGACACCACCCACCCCAACCACCCUCAACAUACACAUAACAAUCCACAGCAAAAAGCUCAAAGCCCCGCACCACUUCACCAGAACAUACCGCCACCACAAGUUGCAGCAUCUCAGAAUUCCACUAAGCAAAUGUCAGAGAGCAACUUGUCACACAUGCAGAAGUCACUUCAGCAAAGUGAGCAGCAGAACAGCCAAAAUGAGCAGCAACCUCAGGCAACCCAGAGUACACCACCCCAAUGCUACCCUCAGAGCUCUCCCCAGCCGAUGACCCAGAGCACACAGCAACAGAAUUCUCUUCUACCCCCUAAUCACGUCCCACAAAACAUCUCUCCACAACGUCCUUCACAGAGCAGCCCCAUGCAUGGGAUGCCACAGAGUGCCACACAAGGAGCCCAGCCUGGACCCCCUCAGCCAGUUCCUCUUACCUCGCUGCCACCCAGUCAUCCUACCCCACUACUACCUUCCCAGCCUAGUCCAGCAGACCAUGGAGAUCAAAGACCUAGUGAGCCUACAAGUAGACCGGACGCAGACGGCACUGCCGUUCCUCCACAGCACAUGCUAAAAACAGGGCCUCCAAAUGGUAUUUAUAAAGACCAGGCUUUUAGCCCCAAUCACCAUCAAACCCAGGUGUUAGGUAGUAACCCAGGUAUGCAGGCUCAGAGAGGGCCAGCCCCUGCUCAUAAUCCAGCCAUGCCUCCUCACUCCCAAGGCCAGGUAAAUGGAGCCAUGGGUCCAUAUGCCAUGGGGCACCAUCUACAUCCACACUACAGUCAGACAAACAUGACCAGGCCCAUGCCUCCAUCUGCUCACCACCCUUAUCACAACCAGGCCAUUAACCCCCUCCACAAUCCUGCUCAGCACCCCACCUACCACCAGCAGGGAGGGACUGCCUACUCCUACCACACGCCAGGCCAACAGCACCCUCAGGCCCACCCCAACAUGUACCAAACUCACCCGUACCAGCAACAGCACUACUUCCCACAACCCCAUCCCCAAGAUCAGAUCCAUAACCAGGCCAACAGUAGAGGGAGUUAUUCUCCAGAGGAGUGGCAUCGGCCUCAUUAUCCGCCUCGCCAACCAAUGCCGGCCAAUGCCUACCUCCCUGUAACUAGUGCGAGAGGCAACGGUCAGUUGAAGGAGAGCAGUGUGUCACCACUGGGUUCUGAGGGCUCCAGUUUGGUGUCCCCCGGCCCUGUGCCUGAAGUAGUACCACACCCUGGAGGCCAAGAAGGGAGGAAGUGUGAAAGCAGGGAGCAGGCCAGUGGUGGCAGCCCUGCAGAGCAAGCUCAUGAGGAGAGCUCAGAGCGACCUGAGAGCCCUAAAGAAAUCCUGGACCUCGACAGCCAUAAUGCUGCUGCCCGCCGCCGUAGCACCCAGCUAAGUCAACAGCACCCUCCUGCCUCUGCUGCACACAUGGUGUCUGGCUUCAUGUUCGACCCUCGUGCCGUGCACCCUGGGAUGCAGCGAGGUGGUGUUCCUCCACCCCACAUGAUGUUUCAGACUCUUGGAAAUGGCAACAGAGCUCCUUACCCUGGCCAGCCAUACCCAGAUCCAGGACGCUAUGCCGCCCAAAGACCCCACCCUCAUCUGAUGGAGGCUCUGCAGCGGCCCCAGCAGCUGCCAUACUCGCCGGGUCAGACACGCAUGGCCAUGUACGGACACCCCCGGCCUGCGGGGAAUUUCCAGGGCAUGAUGAUUCAGCAGAGAGGCAUGGUGCCAGAACACUUCCUACACCAAGGGCAACAUAUGAUGGCUGCUCCAGGCGGCCCCAGCAGUAAACAAGGAGUGUGACGAGUACCGUAUCAGAGCACGUUAUUAUCAAUAUGGAGGGAGUAGUGAGCCAAAAGGAAGAAUAUGUGGGUCUGCUGACUGAGACUGUAGAUGGACACUUUGCUCCACAUACACUCUCUUAAUGAUUUUCUUACACUGGACAAGAACCUUUUGGCUCUGUUUCACCCACCGCUGAACUUGAAGAUCCAACCAGGCAGCUGGAAUAACCAAGAUGAUAAUAAUGUGAAAUGGUACUGAGCCCUUUAGACGAAUCCUCUUCUUGCUUGCAAUCCUUCACAUGGAGCUCUGUGGAACUGGGGUCCUCCAGCAGAAGGGCAGCUUUUUACCCACCAGGCCAACCUGCCCAACAGAGAGGACCCUGCCUUCACGAACACUGGAAAACCCCUGUCCUCGUCAAGCAAUGGAAAUAUGAGCGGAUUAAAGGACACUGAACACAGCCUGCCUAUCUUUUCCAUUGACUGUAGUACUUGAUGGAGCUGUUGAUCUACUGACAGAGCUGAGGAGGGCUCUGAUGAAUACCAGAGGGUCUGUUGUUUUCACUGAUAUUUUCUGUUCCAACCAUAUCUUUAAACUCAGGUGUAGAAAAGGAGGUACUAUGAGACUGUCACCCUUACCCAGUCAACUCACAGGCCCCUUGCAAUUGCCUUGAUAACCUUUGUGAAUGUAUGAGUGAAUGUGUAGACAAUAAAUUGUGUACAGCAGAUUAGCUGCAAGUGAAAGUACACAAACACUGAUCAUUUGUCUUAAGCCUAAACCGUUCUAAAAAAAGGCCCAAUUACUGUCUAUUUCCACCCCAACUCUAACCGUGUCUCUCUAGUUCUGGAGUUAACACGCAGUAUAUGCAUCUUUCAAAGCUGCCUUCAAUGUCAACAAUGUCUUUGACUAGCAGAGAGUGACUGGAAAAGAUGCCGCAAUUUAUAUCCGACUUUACACAACUCUGUUGUGCACUAUGGAUUUUAGUCAGGACAUCCUGGAAUUGAGUGGCCUUGGAUAGCCUUAUUUUUUGUCAAACCCAUAUAUAUGUACGAAAAUAUUUACUCUCUUGUCUCAGACAGGUGGAAUUCUAAAAUGACAUGUUCUGCUUGCUGGUAAAUGCACAUACACAGAACAUAUGCAUCAAAUCCUGCUUUUUAUUUUUUAUUGUGACAUUGGUUGCAUUCCACCUAAAAGUGUGUACUUUCUUUGUUCAUUCACGGCCCUGCCCUUUGCAUGGUUGCUUCUUUGAGUGCUUCCUUUUCCCCAUGUCAAUACUAAAUGUAUCCUCAGGGUGUACAGUUUCUAUAUACGGGUAUUUUUCUGCAUUAUUUGAAGGAGGAGCAGCAUAAGGGAAAUGGGACUGCAACUGUUGGCGAAUCGUUCCACCUCACCACCACCUGUCUUUUUUUAAUUUUCAUCAAAGUUGAUUUGACAUGAAUUGACUCAAAUUUGAGUUAUUCCACAUUCCUGAUGAUUUGAUAUCUUUUUAGUUUUUCAUCACAAUUCAUUUGGGAUUGCUUCUGAAGAGCCACCAGUGCUAUUUCUCAUAACUGAUGUGGUCUUUGGAGUUUUUUUUCAUGCACCCUACACCUUAUAUCCAUGUUGCAUCUAUGAACCCCACUUGUGCAGUUUAGUGAUGACAGUAAAUUAAUCUACCUCAUUGGCAUUCACUGAGUCCCUCCACUUCUUUCCCUGCUCUGCCAGAGUCCUGUGGGUCAAAACUUUUAUGACCAGCUGGUGAUUUUGAAGCACCACUAUUAGUUUGUAGUCUUACAGAACUGAAAUGUAUGAAAUGGCCUUACAAUACAUGACCAUCUUGGAAAAGGUUGCUGUGUCAAGUUACGGUGCCGACUGACACUGACAUUGACAGGCAUUCUGUAAAUGAAGCAAUCCUUGAAUCUUUUUAAUGGGACAGCACCUUCAUUAUCAGUUUUUAAAAGGAGUAUGAUGGACUAUAUAACAUCACAUGUCUGAAAUAGGAGUCUGUAAAUUGGUCUCAAGUUGUACAGAUUGCAUGCCUUUCUGACUAAAGGUUGUUGGAACUAGAAAAAGUAGGCGGUCUUCCAGUCUAGGGUCUGUAAUAGACUGCAUAGAGCUUGGCAACAUUAUGGGUUUACUUUUUACUUGUUCCUUAGUAGUAGGUACCUAAGGCAUUGUAAGGAAAUAUUUGAGGGAGGAUGAUGGAAUAGGAAAGUGCUAGAAGCUGUGAGACAAUUUCCUAAAUGUGUCACACAAGACUAUUUAGUUUAAAUGGGGAAUUGUCCCAAUAAUAGGGCCACUUUGGAGGUCGUGUGUUCACUCGCGCUGUCUAAUGUAUGAAAGACAGUGUUUAUUUUAAAGGUCUGAGGUUGUGAUACUGUCUUAUGCUGUACAUAU